UGUGUUUGGGGGGAGGACAGGAGGAUGUUCGGGGAAAGACGCUUGGAAUGAACCUUGCAUGCUGGGAUCGGGCACUUCCGCAGCUUGGAGCUUACAAGAAGUUUUCCCGUUAAUGCUGCAACCAAAUAUAGGGACUAAAGUGAGCUUAAAACACAACUGGUUUGUGAUACUGACUAUUUAAAAGAAAGCAAGCGGAAUCUCAUCUGAGCCGAGUGCUUUCAUCAUGAGUGUCCUGCCUCCUGUUCGCAAGGACCGCAUCAUCAGCCAGCUGCCAAAGUGCUUCAGUAAAGGGGCUGCUUUACACACUGAAGAUGGAUUUCAUGCCAAAGUGAAGACAGCCUGCCAGGAGCAGAGAACUGGCACUGUGGGAUUUAAAAUCUCCAAGGUUAUUGUGGUGGGAGACCUGGCUGUAGGGAAAACAUGUCUUAUUAAUAGAUUUUGCAAAGAUGUCUUUGACAAAAAUUACAAAGCUACUAUUGGCGUGGACUUUGAGAUGGAGCGGUUUGAGGUGCUUGGAGUUCCAUUCAGCCUUCAGCUGUGGGACACUGCAGGUCAGGAAAGGUUCAAGUGCAUUGCUUCUACAUACUACAGAGGAGCUCAGGCCAUAAUAAUUGUUUUUGAUUUGACUGACGUGGCCUCGCUACACCAUACCAGGCAAUGGCUGGAAGAUGCUAUGAAAGAGAACGAUCCCACCAAUGUGCUACUGUUCUUAGUGGGCACAAAGAAAGAUCUGAUUUCCCCAGCACAGUAUUCUGCUAAUGUACAGGACGCCAUUAAUGUGGCCCAAGAAAUGAAAGCGGAGUAUUGGGCUGUGUCUUCUUUGUCUGGAGAAAACGUGAAGGAGUUUUUCUUCCGCGUGGCAUCACUAACAUUCGAGGCCAAUGUGUUGGCAGAGCUGGAAAAGAGCAACUCCAGGCGCAUUGGGGAUGUUGUUAAAAUCAGCAACACCACAAGUAACCUGUAUGCAACUUCUAAAAAGAAACAGCCGAACUGCUGUCAGUAAAUGGGAGUUAAAACCUGAGAAUUUUGCACUAAAAUAAAAGAUAGUACCAAAGCAGAAACUAUAGGUACAAGGGAGACAAUCAAGUGUUACAAAUGUUUAUUACGGAUUUUUUGUUAGGAGAGGGUGAAUUAUACAUUCCUUGUAAGUAUUUUUUCCUCUUUUUAGACAUUUUACAAAACUAUGCACAAAAAUUGUUCUGCCUUCCUUUCUGUGUGAGAUGUUUAGGAAUAAUCUUGGUGCAAGGACGAAAAUAAAACAGUGUCAAUUUAUUUAUAAAUUCUUAAGUUUACAUUAAACAGUGUAUUAACAUCAUA
Molecule: messenger RNA, 1317 nt
Organism: Silurus meridionalis
Lineage: Eukaryota; Metazoa; Chordata; Actinopteri; Siluriformes; Siluridae
Gene: rab34a
Product: RAB34, member RAS oncogene family a
Exons: 11
Coding region: 224-1003 (259 amino acids)
Biological process (GO): phagosome-lysosome fusion; endocytosis
Molecular function (GO): GTP binding; GTPase activity
Source: RefSeq, a predicted model, not a curated record